AUGGAUUUGCCUGUAAACCUAACCUAUUUUUAUCUUUCUACCCCUUCCUCCUUGGAGACCAACCGCAGCCUGGGGACAGACCUGCGUCCUAGGCCACCCCUUCUCUCUGUCUUCGGUGUGCUCAUUCUGACCUUGCUGGGCUCUCUAGUGGCAGCGACGUUCGCCUGGAACCUGCUGGUGCUGGCUACCAUCCUGCGUGUGCGCACCUUUCACCGCGUGCCGCACAAUCUGGUGGCGUCCAUGGCCAUCUCAGACGUACUGGUGGCCGCACUGGUCAUGCCACUGAGCCUGGUACACGAGCUCUCCGGGCGCCGCUGGCAGCUGGGCCGGCGACUGUGUCAGCUGUGGAUCACAUGUGAUGUGCUGUGUUGCACCGCCAGCAUCUGGAACGUUACAGCUAUCGCCCUGGACCGCUACUGGUCCAUUACCCGCCAUCUGGAGUACACACUCCGCGCCCGCAAGCGGGUCUCCAACAUUAUGAUUGCACUCACCUGGGCACUCUCCGCCAUCAUCUCCCUGGCCCCGCUGUUCUUCGGUUGGGGGGAGACCUACUCUGAGGGCAGCGAGGAGUGCCAGGUGAGCCGCGAACCAUCCUACACCGUGUUUUCCACGGUGGGCGCCUUCUACCUGCCGCUCUGUGUGGUGCUUUUCGUGUACUGGAAGAUCUACAAAGCUGCCAAGCUCCGCGUGGGCUCUAGGAAGACCAACAGCGUCACACCCAUGUCUGAAGUUGUGGAGGUAAAAGACUCUGCUCAGCAGCCCCAGAUGGUGUUUACUGUCCGCCAUGCAACUGUCACCUUCCAGACAGAAGGAGAAACAUGGAGGGAACAGAAAGAGCAGAAAGCUGCUUUGAUGGUGGGCAUCCUCAUUGGGGUAUUUGUUCUCUGCUGGAUCCCCUUCUUCAUCACCGAGCUCAUCAAUCCCCUCUGCUCAUGUGAUAUCCCUGCCAUCUGGAAAAGCAUUUUCCUUUGGCUUGGCUACUCCAAUUCCUUUUUUAACCCCCUGAUCUACACAGCUUUCAACAAGAACUACAAUAGUGCCUUUAAGAACUUCUUUUCUAGGCAACACUGA
This is a messenger RNA of Orycteropus afer afer, 1071 nucleotides long. RefSeq names its product 5-hydroxytryptamine receptor 5A (gene HTR5A). The record is from RefSeq and is a predicted model, not a curated record. Gene Ontology annotation, biological process: G protein-coupled receptor signaling pathway, coupled to cyclic nucleotide second messenger; chemical synaptic transmission. The coding region runs from base 1 to 1071 and encodes 356 amino acids. The transcript has 2 exons. Gene Ontology annotation, cellular component: dendrite; plasma membrane. Lineage: Eukaryota; Metazoa; Chordata; Mammalia; Tubulidentata; Orycteropodidae. Gene Ontology annotation, molecular function: neurotransmitter receptor activity; G protein-coupled serotonin receptor activity.